Pipistrellus kuhlii (Kuhl's pipistrelle) is the source of this 669-nucleotide messenger RNA. It is a transcript of the gene SEM1, whose product is annotated as SEM1 26S proteasome subunit. The record is from RefSeq and is a predicted model, not a curated record. Lineage: Eukaryota; Metazoa; Chordata; Mammalia; Chiroptera; Vespertilionidae. Gene Ontology annotation, cellular component: proteasome regulatory particle, lid subcomplex; proteasome complex. Bases 119 to 331 code for a protein of 70 amino acids. Gene Ontology annotation, biological process: proteasome assembly; double-strand break repair via homologous recombination; mRNA export from nucleus. The transcript has 3 exons.
UGCUCCCACGUUUCUAUGGUAGAGCGCGCUCGGAGGCGGCCGCGGCGGCCAGGGGUGAGGGCGUGUGGGUCCAACUUUCCCGCUGGCCUGAGAGGGUCGGGGGCGCGGAGGGGCCGCGAUGUCCGAGAAGAAGCAGCCGGUAGACUUGGGCCUCCUGGAGGAGGACGACGAGUUCGAGGAGUUCCCUGCGGAAGACUGGACUGGUUUAGAUGAAGAUGAAGAUGCACAUGUCUGGGAGGAUAAUUGGGAUGAUGACAAUGUAGAGGAUGACUUCUCCAAUCAGUUAAGGUUUGUGGAUUUUAUUGUGUAUAAACCUUGGUAUCUCCAUUAGUGAAUAAUAUAUUUCUCUUUAUUUUCCUGUUUGAGUCAUGAGUAUUGUUCCCCACAAGGUUAUUCAUAUGUCAUCAGCUCUGUCAAAUAGAACAUAUUGUAGUGAUGGAAGUCUUCUGUAACCCAUUAAUGUGAUUAUUGAGCACAUGAAAUGUAGCUAGCGCAGCUAAUGAACUACAUUUAAUAAAUUAAUUUUACUAAAUUGCCACGCGUGAAUACUAUAUUGGACAGCAUAGGCUCAGAUGAUAUUUAUAUUUCUGCUUUAAGUCUCCAGCAAAGAUACUCUUCCUAGUCUUUGUAAAAUGCAUUGAUGCCUUAGUGUGGUAUUGUAAACCAUGG